Besnoitia besnoiti is the source of this 630-nucleotide messenger RNA. RefSeq names its product histidyl-tRNA synthetase. Gene Ontology annotation, biological process: tRNA metabolic process. Bases 1 to 630 code for a protein of 209 amino acids. The record is from RefSeq and is a predicted model, not a curated record. The transcript is spliced from 6 exons. Gene Ontology annotation, molecular function: D-tyrosyl-tRNA(Tyr) deacylase activity. Lineage: Eukaryota; Apicomplexa; Conoidasida; Eucoccidiorida; Sarcocystidae. Gene Ontology annotation, cellular component: cytoplasm.
AUGCGUUUAGUCCUGCAGAGAGUCGAAAGCGCCUGCGUGGAAGUCGUUGAAACGGGAGAAAUAUCGGGGAAAAUAGGACGCGGAAUCCUCUGCCUGCUCGGACUAGACGUGAACGACAAAUGGGAAGAUGCGGACUACUGCAUUCGAAAGUGCCUGAAGGCGAAGCUGUGGGAUGAUUCCAAAGAUCCGUCGCGCGGAUGGGCAUCGUGCGUGACCGACAGAGACUACGAAGUCCUCGUCGUCUCUCAGUUCACGCUUCUGGGCCAUCUGAAGAAGGGCAACAAGCCAGACUUCCACGCCGCGAUGGGCGCUGACCAGGCGCGCACGUUCUUCGAGAGAGUCGUCACAGAAAUGCGGCGCCAAUACAAGCCUGAGAAGAUUCAAACUGGGAAAUUCCAGCACCGCAUGCGCGUGCAGCUCGUGAACGACGGCCCCGUGACGCUCAUUGUGGACUCCUCGCAAGCGCAGCUGCCCGCGAUUAAGGAGCGGCGGCAGCUUCCGCCGGGAGCGCGCGAAAAGCCCAAAGCGGCUGCGGCCGCUGCGCCGAGCGGCGACGUGAGCAACGCCGCCAAAACUGAAGAGGCACACGGGGAGAAGCGCGAGACGACGCCAAAUGGAAACUGCUGCUGA